GGUGAGUUUUAGGAGAAGGCAGUGUGUACACCAUACACAGUUCAAGAGGGAAAGAGAAAGAGAGACAGAGAGAGAGAGAGACGAACAGAUGGAGAGAAAGAUUGAGAGAGAUUUUCUGAAAUGAAAAGAGACGGAAGAGAAGACUAAAUACCUGAACACAAGAUAAAGUGUUUGGAGAGUUUAGGUGACGGACGCCGAAGCUCCAGCUCAAGCAGCUCUAGCAGCAGCGGCAGCAGCAGCACCUUCACUUACCAUCAUGCAACCUUGACUUGAAUGACUCGUCAGCUAUGGUGUGCUAAAGGAGGUGCCUUGACAGCGAAGGAGAGGCCGGAGAGAACCUGACAGACAGACAUUAAGGAGGAGAGGAAGAAGAAGGGAAGAUGAGAAAGUGACAAGCUGGAUCAUUUCUUUUGAACGGCGGCAGAAGAACCUACAGCGACUACACGUCCCAUCAUCCUACAGGCCCCAGAUCUGAUUGGAUGGUUUUGUCAGAAUGACAGCCGAAGAUUCUGCUUCAUCGUCGACCAUGAGCAAUAACGCCACCCCGUCCAAACCCACCAAACCCUCCAAGCCCUCCUCUGGUGCCCCCCACCUCUCUCUCCAUGGACAGAUCGACAUCCCUGAAGGUGUUGCAGGUGCUCCCAAUGAGGCUGCACUGGUGGCCCUGAUGGAGCGCACUGGCUACAGUAUGGUCCAGGAAAAUGGUCAGCGUAAAUAUGGCCCCCCUCCUGGUUGGAAUGGUCCAUCUCCUCCGCGGGGGUGCGAAAUCUUUGUGGGCAAAAUCCCGCGGGACGUUUAUGAGGAUGAGCUGGUCCCAGUGUUUGAGUCCGUAGGACGCAUCUAUGAGAUGCGGCUGAUGAUGGACUUUGAUGGGAAGAACAGAGGGUAUGCAUUUGUGAUGUACACAGAGAAACAUGAGGCCAAACGUGCCGUGCGGGAGCUCAACAACUAUGAGGUGCGCCCUGGUCGGCUACUGGGGGUGUGCUCCUCCGUGGACAACUGCCGUCUUUUCAUUGGUGGCAUCCCGAAGACCAAAAAGCGUGAGGAGAUUUUAGAGGAGGUUUCGAAGGUAACCGAAGGUGUACUAGAUGUGAUAGUUUAUGCCAGCGCUGCAGACAAGAUGAAGAACCGUGGCUUCGCCUUUGUAGAGUAUGAGUCACAUCGUGCAGCCGCCAUGGCUCGCAGGAAGCUGAUGCCUGGACGUAUUCAGCUGUGGGGUCACCAGAUCGCAGUGGACUGGGCUGAGCCGGAGAUUGAUGUGGAUGAAGACGUGAUGGAGACAGUGAAGAUCCUUUACGUCAGGAAUCUAAUGAUGGAGACUAGCGAGGAGACUAUUAGACAGGUAUUCAGCCAGUGGAACCCUGGAUGUGUUGAACGUGUGAAGAAAAUCCGUGACUACGCCUUCGUCCACUUUACCUCUCGGGAGGAUGCCGUCCUGGCCAUGGACCACCUCAACAACACAGAGGUGGAAGGGUCCUGCAUCGAAGUGACGCUCGCCAAGCCAGUUGAUAAAGAGCAAUACUCUCGUCAGAAGGCCUCUAAGGGGGGAGUUCCUGCCACUCCAGAGGCUACUCAGCAGAACUACGUGUACCAGUGUGAUCCCUACACGUUGGCUUACUACGGUUAUCCCUACAACACCCUGAUUGGACCUAACAGGGAAUAUUUUGUCAAAGGAUCCCCAAUGAUACAGAACAAUGCAGGUACUGUGCGAGGUCGUGGUCGUGCUGCUGCAGGUAACCGUACCCCUGGACCGCGGGGGUCAUACCUGGGGGGUUACUCUGCCGGUCGUGGCAUCUACAGCCGCUACCAUGAGGGCAAGACCAAGCAGCCCGAAAAGCCCUAUGAGCUGAUGCCCAGUCUGGAGCUUGCUGCCUCCGUCAACCCAGUUGGCAUCAAACCUGGCACAAUGGCAUUGCCGACUCUAGGUGGGCAGUACCCAAUGUUCAGUGCGGCUCCUGCAGCCAAGCUGAUGGAGGAGGGGAAGGUGCACACGGUGGAGCACCUUAUCAACCCUUUGGCCAUGCAACACCCUGAACACACCACCGCUACUGCUGCUGCUGCCACCGUCCUGCCUGCAGUCUCCACCCCUCCACCUUUCCAGGGUCGUCCAAUCACUCCCGUCUAUGCCAUGGCCCACAAUGUGCAGCGUAUUCCAACAGCCGGUGGCUUGUAUGGAGCUGGAUACGUCCCCAUCACAAACUACGCUGCCAACACAGCAGCUCUGGCUGCUCUGCAGAAGAAUGCGGCGGUGGCAGCUGCAGCAUAUGGAGGCUACACCGGUUACGCUGUGCCACAGGCCUUUCCCGCCACGGCCUUCCAGCUGCCCAUCCACGAUGUCUACCAGACAUACUGAUUCUGAGGCUCAGGCCACAUGAAAUAACAACAAGUGUUCCUGUCUGUGACUUAACGAGCACUGCAACAUCUCAGAAGUGUCCGUCUCAUUGUAUAGAAACAUCUCUUAAGCUUGUGAACCUCCAAGAGCUCUGAAGGAAUGAAGCAAAUGUUCAGAACACAGACAGUGACAAAAAGACAUCUCAUAUCUGUCACACAUACUGGCCUCAGUGCAGCCUGGACCCAAGGCCGUGUGACAGGCUUAAUAAUGCAGCACCGCUGUUUUCUACUGAAUAUCUUAACACACAUAGAAGACACUCCACCCACUGAGGAAACCUGCCCGUAUGUGGUGACAAUGACGUCCCCCAACAAUCAGCAUAACUCAUAAUUACAGCACAAACACAACCCCCAUUUUCUCUGACCCUCACCACCCUGUUGCCAUGGCAACGGGAACACUGAAGGUACAUUCGAGUAUUUAUGAAGAGAAGAUACAUAUUUAAGGUUUUAUUCUAUGCAGGUCUUUUUAUUUUGUGGGUCGUAUUUGUUUUCUGAAGCAGGAGAGAUAGACCUUUACACUAUGUCUAAAAAAAAUUAAGAAAGUGUAAAAACCUGUGAUUGGGUGGGAUUCGGGGAAAGAGAAAAGUUAAUUGAAAGGAAGUAAAAAUACAACAGGAACUACUGACAAAUGAGGAUACCACUGAAGACAGCUGUCUCUUUAUACUAAUGUUUUUUUAGUAUAUUUUUUUCAUUAAUAUAUAGUAUUCUACACAAUGCUACACACUGUAGGUGAUGCUGUCCGUCCAUGCUGGUUGAAUGUGUAUGCUUCAAAAACACCUGUAUGGUACUUUUUGGUUCAUUUAGUUUUAUUUGUGUUUUGGUUGUUUUUAAUGACGGUUGUAAGUGUUUUUGUUUUUGUUUUGUUUUUUUUUUGUUUUUUUGCCUACAAUUAGUUUGCUUGUUUUUAUGUCUCCACUUUAACUUUUGAAAACAUAUAGUAUAUCAUGGUUUGUUUGAAGAAAAGUAGCCAACUUACUAAUAUUAUUGUGACAGAUUCCCUGGGGAACAAAUACUAGAGAAAGAAGCUUGAAGGCUUUUGAGUUAUUUGCUACAUGGUUUAUCUAUAAGCCUUUUUGAAAGUAACAUCAUGUACAUAGAGAUGUUUCCCAUCCUCUGAAACUGCGCUGGCAGGGGACUAAGACUGAACAGAUAUUAGUUGUUUUUUCUCAUUUGUGUAUGUUUUUAUUAUUGUUUUUUUGAAUUGUUUGACUUUUGAAAGGUGAACAAAUAUGGACAGAGAUGAGAGACAUUUUUCUGUAUGGACUGGAGCACUCUGUCUCAUAAAGUGCUCCUUCAUCUGCCAGUGCUAACCAAAAAUGUAUGGCUACGUACACUCCAGUCUCAUGACAUCAGAAAACUUCUCUGGGCCUGAAUACAGGGCCUUACAUCUGCGUGCAUGUGCUACUCUAUGCCUUUCACUGUGCCUUUCAUAACAAAACACCGAGAGGAAACGACUUCCAUCUGUGCAUAGCACCGGAGUCUUCUCCGUUCAUAUAACUAAUGAACCAGAUUUCUGCUAUCACUGUGUUUUGGUGAGACGUGUAGGUUUCAGUCUCUGCAGUCAGAUGUGACAAGGCUACCUCUCUCCUGUAGUCUCCUCUCUGAUCGAUCCUGCAGUAACACUCCAUAUGUUUGUCUCCUCUCCAUUUCUUGUCCUCAGAACUGUGCUUGACCGAGGUGCACUUAAACGUAUUUAUGACAGGCAAGAGAUUUGCCACUUUCAGAUGAAGAGAUAUUAAAUACUGAGCAUGAAUUCAUGUGUGAACUGGGCUAGUUGGCAUUUUUUUUCAAUUUCUAUGUGUCUGACAGAGUUUUUCCACGCAGUUAAAGCAUAAAAAAUAAACAAUAGAAUAACCCUUAUGAAUGUUUAGUAGGCACUUUUAAAACUCUGCAGUGUGUUGAUGGUGUAAGAUUGAACUGGAAUAACUGGAGCAAUACCUCAUGCUGAUAUAAACAAGUAGCUAUACAUGUAUUUACUACAACACAAACUGCAAGCAGCUGUUGAUCAUGAAGUCACACUCCACAAUAGCCACAACAGACAAAGCAUUUGUGUGCUGGUUUGUAUUUCUAAACCACUUCUAUUAGUUUCAAUUUUUGCAAUCCAACUUUUUUUUCAUUCACUGCAUUUGAGGAGAUUUCAUUUGCAAAUUUUCCAUCAACUCUUCAGAUUUUUAAUCACAUUUUACACACAAAGUAAUAUGAUGAGUUUGACUUUGAUGAUGGCCUGUAUUUUGAGGUUGUGAAAAAGAUCAAGACUAAGUUAUUGAUCCAAGAAGUUGAAUGAAAACUUUGAUCAUCCACAGCAAACAAGUCGCAUUUGUUUCAUCUCCCUCUACAUUUUGCUACUCAUCUCCCCUUGGAAACUGGAUUUCAUUUAGAAAGCAAACUGCUGUCAAACUGCUUUUAUUAUUUUCUUGUAUGAUGACAAUAAGUCAGGAUAUAUUUAAUAUAUGCAUUACAUGUGUUGUCUAUGAAGUGAGAAGAAAAGGUAUAAUAUAUUGUAAAACAUAUUUCUUUUCUUUAUUUACACCUUGUUUUAGGGAUAAAAAAGUCAGAGUAACAAAAGUAGAAAAAAAAAACUCUUUUUUGCCAAAGUGUCCAAUAGUUUUUAAACAUUCAAGGUUCAUGUGUUUUUUCUUAUGUGUAAUAUUAUGUUUGCUGUUUUGAACCAGAUUUGGUGUGAUGAGUGGGAACACAAAGGCCAUCUCUUUCUGCUUCAAAUUGUCAACCAAGACUAAAACUGGCCGAUGGAAGCGUGAUGACCCGCUGGCACUCUGAGCUCAUGGUGUUGAAACUCUGCUUGUCAGUUUUGAUGAAACUAUUAAAGGUCUCAUCGGGAUUUAAGAGCCCUGUGUUAGACAGCAGACAAGUGUGUCCUUCUGGUUCUGCCUCCCACUCAAAACACCUGCUUCACUUUCUAUUGUCUGCAUUUCACCCACACUACAGCAGGAGGAGUUCCUCCUCCUGCUCCUUGUGUCAUUGGUGUGGAGCUACAUAUGCCUAGUUUAAUAUAGGUGUUACCAUUUAAACUCUUUCUAGUGUGUGCCUUAUUGCCAAGAUGUGCCCUUUGCCAUUCCUUUGUAGACCUAUGCAGACUAUUUUCUAUCUGAAGGUUUGUUUAAAAAAAAAAAAAAAAAGCUUGUUCGGCAUUGUUAUAUUUAUAGUGUUAAAGUAGAUAAAUAAAGCAUUUUCAAAAGGA
Molecule: messenger RNA, 5587 nt
Organism: Seriola aureovittata
Lineage: Eukaryota; Metazoa; Chordata; Actinopteri; Carangiformes; Carangidae
Gene: rbm47
Product: RNA binding motif protein 47
Exons: 8
Coding region: 494-2353 (619 amino acids)
Cellular component (GO): nucleus
Molecular function (GO): mRNA binding
Source: RefSeq, a predicted model, not a curated record